Rubroshorea leprosula is the source of this 832-nucleotide messenger RNA. Lineage: Eukaryota; Viridiplantae; Streptophyta; Magnoliopsida; Malvales; Dipterocarpaceae. The record is from the annotation of a GenBank genome assembly.
AACCACAAAUCAAUUUCUUUCCAUUUUCCUUUUGUUAUCCAUUCAUUUCAAUCUCUAGCAUUCAUCAUCUUUCCCCAGAUCCUCGUUGAUGAACCCAGGAGGAACCCAGCGACGUUGCUGGGUUCGAUCGAUGAAUGAACACAACGGCGUCGUUGGGUUCAUCGAUCGAACCCAACAACGCCUGCUGGGUUCAUCGAUCGAACCCAGCAACGUCACUGGGUUCUGGGUUCCUCCUGGGUUCAAUUGAUGAACCCAGCAGGCGCUCCUGGGUUCAUCGAUCGAACCCAACAACGUUGCUGGGUUCCUCCUGUGUUCAAUCAAUGAACCCAGUAGGCGCUCCUGGGUUCGAUCGAUGAUCCCAGCAGGUGCUGCUGGGUUGCUAAAGACAGUGAAGAGAUUUGGAGGCAAAGAUAACAAGGGAGUAACGAACAAAGUCGGUAAUGGGAAAGCUUGGUUGGCAACUCUGGGUUUUUUCAACAACGCAUUCAAUUUCUUCUGCAACAAUUUCCAUUCCUUAUCAUUUAAUCUUUAUUUCCCCCUUUGUUAUGGAUUUGGGUUUCUUUAUUAUAGAUCUGGGUUUUGUAGCUUUCCUAUUUCAAUUAUUUUAUUCUCUUGAUUCCUGUUUCUCUAAGAAGUGGGUAUGCUUUUAUUGCUAUAUUAUCGAGAAGGUAGGUCGAUGGGGUUUGGGACUCUGGGUUCCUUGUGCGAUUGUCGCACGGCAUGGUGGGUUCCUCGUGUGAUUUAGGUGUUGUGUGUUUUUACUUACGUUUUGUAACUUUCAACAGCCAUUAAGAAUAUAAUUAAGAGAAUAAAAGAAAAACAAGUUACUUUU